UGUCUUGGUUUUAAUUGAAAAACUGCCGGCCCCCUCCCAGGCAUAAAACAUCUUUGUGUCGAGCUUUCUAGAUCGGCUGAACUUAUUCUAUAUCAGCUGGCGCAGUGACUGAAAGAAAGACAAGCCAGCAGAGGAACUGUACUGAAAGCAGCUCACAGAAACUUAGAUCCACUAUACAAAGUUAAAAAGUUUCUUGUCAGGCGAAAAUGAAAGACCAAAUCCACGUGAUCAUCACUCUGUUAUCAUGCAUCACUCACGUGAUCAGUGAGUUCCAAUGUCAAGGCACCUGCUAUUCGGUAUCUUUCCCAAAGAACAAUCAAGUCAUCAGGGGAAAAUAUCUCAGAGGAUACUCCUACAAGAACAUUACCACUGAUGUUCCACGCACGUGCUUCUCGUCCUGUAUCAAUGACUGUCGUUGUAAGGCGUUCCAGAUGAAAGAUGUCAGGUGUGAGUUGCUGGAUGAGGACAAGGCUUCCAAGGCAGAAGGCUUUGUAGAUGAGACAGGAUACGUGUACUAUGAUCUACUGCAGACAUCCUAUAAAGAGGUGGUUACCGAUUGGCCUGAUGUAUCAUGCAUUCAUUGCAGAAAUCUCUUGCGGGUGUAUGUUAUAAUUGGUUGCUGUAGAAAUCAGCCUUGUAUGAACKGAGGAACCUGUGUAGAACAUUGYGAGAAMCCAAWARUCAAGUUCAGCUGCAAGUGUCCUAAUACCCACUCUGGAAAAGUCUGUGAGAAAAAGAUUGAGUCUUGUAUUGAUGUGUUGAAAGKAACUGCACCAGGUUYCAUGCCAGCAAAUGGUACCUACAUUAUCACCCGUAAUGAUACCAAGACUACCGUACCCGUCUAUUGUGCUUUUGARAGUCCAAACCAGCCYUGGACUCUCAUCGAGUCAUUUGCUCUUGCUAACAAUGAGCAUUACCAGAAAAAAGCCUUUUUUCAGGAUGUUCCCAGAAAUMAUCUCAAACCAAGCUGGGACGACUACCGUCUGUCGUUGAGCGAUAUGCAGUACUUACAAAACAAAGCCUCCCAGUUUAGAGCCACGUGUGACUAUGAAAAAAGCCGAUCAUCUCUGAUCCCUGAUCUUCUAAUUGGUUACAAAAGAGAUCUUGACAUCAUUUUCUAUGAGGGKAGUGGAUCUUGUUUCAAUUUUUCUUACAUUAAUCUGAGAGGAAAUGAGUUUUCUUCGACCAAAGCACCAGUAUAUCAAAAAAGGGAUAAGUUGCAUUUACAUCUGGACGUCUCUCGUGGUUUAUGUGGAUUUACUGUGCCUGGCACAAUAUCUAGCGAGGACCUCUUCAGAGUAUAUAGUAAGGUAAACCCCAUCUCGAAAUGCACUGCAACACCACAGUCUACCACACAGUGGUGGUUAGGACAACAGCAAUAGGGUAAUUUUGGAAAUUCACUUAAUUUCACUUCAUUAUAGGAUGAUAACAGUCUGAUAAUUUUUGAUAAAAGAAUAGAUCAAUUAGUGCGAAAGCGYUAGACAAAGCACGAAGAGCUUGACGUUAUGACGUCACGGAGGAUUCCGCUGAGGUAUUGCUGGCUCACAAGAURCACAUAGAGRUSAACUAGACGCGCAUUWAAAAAUUUUGGAGAUUUUCCCUGUWAAGUGCAUUUUCAAGUUUAUUUCCAUUUGAUGUAGUUUGUUCUCAAAAUGGGUCAUUUUGGAGACUCAGUCGUCUUAAAGGGGCCUGUCAUUCUAGCAUGGUCGCACGAAUUUGGGGACAUUUUUCCGACUGCCAAUACUAUUACAUUCAAUAUUGUGCACAYAACGCUCAACUCACAUGUCGAUUUUUACACGGAGGGAGGAAACCGGAGAAAACCCUUGUAGCAUAGGAGAGAACAAUACAUUAAAAGAAUUCAAUWCACAUAUCGUGCCCAUAGUGUUCGAGCACAGUUUGGACUGAACUACGAUGGUGAAAGACAACGAGUUAGCAGUACACACUACCCCUGCUUCCAUGUGAUAUAGCUGAACCCUCAGUCAAUUUGCUUGUAUGCAAUUAUUUACGUGUUUAGAUUCCUYCUAACUCCGCGCCCCAUACUUCAGUUGUUCUCUGAUCCACCCUUGGCCAUGGUAUUUAUAUUUUUUCUUCAAUUGUUGUAAAUAUAUUUACGACAAUUGGUAAAAUGAAUUCCUUUCUUCGUUUGCAUUCCUUAAUUCUUCCUUCUUCUKUCCAAAUGUCCGUUUUUUCCUUCCUUCCAUUAUAUUCCUCGCAUUAUAUUCCUGGUUUUCAAUCAUUCAUCAGCCAUAUUGGUUUGUAUGACAAACCUCUAGAGGAAUGAACAGCUAUAAGCUCUCGGGAUACCAUCAUUAUUCCUUUCGUAUCUUUUGGGAUACUCAUGAAUUUUUGAAAGACCAAUUAAACAAAAGAAAAUGGAGUUUUGUCACUGAAUUGGGAAAACAUUGUUACGCCACGAAUAAGGUAUAUUCAUUGACAGUGGCCCAUAUAGGACGUUUCAAGUGGCGAUGGCGUCAUUGACCUCUACUACCAGACUCCCUUGCGCACUUUCUUUUGUUCAGUUA
Molecule: messenger RNA, 2522 nt
Organism: Actinia tenebrosa (Australian red waratah sea anemone)
Lineage: Eukaryota; Metazoa; Cnidaria; Anthozoa; Actiniaria; Actiniidae
Molecular function (GO): oligosaccharide binding
Source: RefSeq, a predicted model, not a curated record